AAGAUACUGGAGAAGUUAGAUUCAGAUCCCAACAAAGUAAGUGCAGGGCAAACCAAGAGAAGAAAAAGAGAAAACAAAAGAAGUCUAGGAUUUGAAAAAACUAGGUGAAAGAAUCAGACAAAUCCAGUCGCCGAUGAACAAGGAAUCAGACAAAUCCAAAUUUCACAAGCUGGUUGAUGAUUCCAAUCCAAGCCUUGGAAUCCUAACCCCCAAUCCCAGUGGCGCCAAAUCAUCAACAACACACUUUUUUUUCUGCAUCCAUAAGCAUCAGUAUAUAAAUCUCCUCGAUCUCUUCUUCUCCCUCCGCCAAAUUGAGCUCAGAGGUAUUCAACAAUGUCAACGUGGAAUACUACCGUGCCGCUCGCGUACCAGGCGUACACUUCGUUGGCGGUGCCGGAAUGGCUGAACAAGGGAGACAACGCGUGGCAGAUGAUCUCGGCGACUCUGGUGGGGCUGCAGUCCGUGCCGGGGCUGGUGAUCCUCUACGGCAGCAUCGUGAAAAAGAAAUGGGCGGUGAACUCGGCGUUCAUGGCGCUCUACGCCUUCGCGGCCGUGGUCCUCUGUUGGGUCACCUGGGGCUACAGCAUGUCCUUCGGCCACCAGAUGCUUCCUUUCUGGGGCAAGGCCAUGCCGGCGCUGGGCCAGAAGUUCCUCAUCCAGCAGGCGAAGCUGCCCACCACCACUCACUAUUUCCACGACGGCACCCAGGAGUCGGCCAUGAUCACUCCUUUCUACCCCAUGGCCUCCAUGGUCUACUUCCAGUGCGUCUUCGCCGCCAUCACGCUCAUCCUCCUAGCCGGCUCGCUCCUCGGCCGGAUGAACAUCCGCGCCUGGAUGAUGUUCGUCCCCCUCUGGCUCACCUUCUCCUACACCGUCGGCGCCUUCUCUCUAUGGGGCGGCGGCUUCCUUUUCCAAUGGGGCGUCAUGGACUACUCCGGCGGCUAUGUCAUCCACCUCUCCUCCGGCAUCGCCGGCUUCACCGCUGCCUACUGGGUGGGGCCUCGCUCGACCAAGGACAGGGAGAGGUUUCCGCCUAACAACGUGCUGCUGAUGCUCGCCGGCGCGGGGCUGCUGUGGAUGGGGUGGGCCGGGUUCAACGGCGGAGACCCCUACUCGGCUAACAUCGACUCGUCGAUGGCGGUGCUGAACACGAACAUCUGCGCCGCCACCAGUCUCCUCGUCUGGACCUGCCUCGACGUCAUCUUCUUCAAGAAGCCUUCGGUGAUCGGAGCGGUGCAGGGGAUGAUCACCGGCCUGGUCUGCAUCACUCCAGCCGCUGGGUUGGUCCAAGGUUGGGCGGCCAUCUUGAUGGGCGUGCUCUCGGGGAGCAUCCCUUGGUUCACCAUGAUGGUGGUGCACAAGCGGUCGCGGCUCCUGCAGAAGGUGGACGACACCCUCGGCGUCUUCCACACCCACGCGGUGGCGGGAUUCAUCGGCGGCGUCUCCACCGGGCUCUUCGCCGAGCCCACCCUCUGCAACCUCUUCCUCCCGGUCACCAACUCGCGCGGGGCCUUCUACGGCGGCGUAGGCGGGGCGCAGGUGUUCAAGCAGAUCGUCGGCGCUCUGUUCAUCAUGGCGUGGAACGUCAUCGUGACCUCCGUCAUCUGCGUGGUCAUCGGGAUGGUGCUGCCGCUGCGGAUGCCGGAGGAACAGCUAGCCAUCGGCGACGACGCGGUGCACGGGGAGGAGGCCUACGCGCUAUGGGGAGACGGCGAGAAGUACGAUGUCAACAGGCACGGCAACGGCUCGUACGGCAACGAGAUGUUGGAGACGUCGAAGCCGCCGACCGGAGUCGGAAUCGACUUCUAAAAUGAGCAACAUUUAUAAAUUAAAAUGUGUUGAGAAGGGCAUUGUGUUGUGUUUGACUUAACAGUGGUGUCGUAAUUAAAUUGGCAACCAAAUAAA
Zingiber officinale is the source of this 1905-nucleotide messenger RNA. RefSeq names its product ammonium transporter 3 member 1-like. NCBI's taxonomy places the organism in Eukaryota, Viridiplantae, Streptophyta, Magnoliopsida, Zingiberales, Zingiberaceae. The record is from RefSeq and is a predicted model, not a curated record. Gene Ontology annotation, molecular function: ammonium channel activity. Gene Ontology annotation, biological process: ammonium transmembrane transport. Gene Ontology annotation, cellular component: plasma membrane. Bases 334 to 1809 code for a protein of 491 amino acids. The transcript has 2 exons.